AUGGAAACGGAAGAAAUCUUAUAUAAGCCUCUAAGUGAUGGCAACUUUAUUCGCUACAUAGUCCUUGAAGCUGGAGAAGACGAUGAGCCUCUGGAAUGCGUUCUCGUUGUCUCGUCCCUAGACAAGAUGCCGUAUUUUGAAGCUAUCUCAUACGUUUGGGGCAGUGACCGAAAGGAAAAAGAUGUAGUAUGUAACGGAAGGGUUGUCAAAAUAACACAUAACUUAUGGAGAGUGUUGAGAGACGUUCGCUUGCCUCGGCAGUCUCGUACGCUCUGGGCCGAUUCGAUCUGUAUUAACCAGGAGGAUCUUACGGAGAAGGCAAGACAGGUUGCACUAAUGGGACAAAUCUAUAGUAAAGCAGAUCGAGUUCUAAUAUGUCUCGAGGCCAAAGCGAAUGAACACGCACCAGCCGCUGUGUCGUUGCUUGCGGAACUGGACGAAAUGAUUCUCGACAAGCUCAAGUAUGCGAGCUCCUCCAACGGAAGUUUUCCUUUCUUAACCGCCGAAGAGCGGGAGAAACUCGCGAGAGACGGCAGAUGGAAAUCACUGCUAGCCCUAACUGAGGAGCCUUGGUUUGAGCGUGGAUGGGUGGUCCAGGAGGCAGGUCUCUCGACUAGCGCCGUUGUCAAAUGGGGAGGCCUGGAGAUAGAAUGGCAAAAGGUGCUUAGAGUUUGGACUUGGAUGGAGCAAAGACUGCCUCAGGUCUGGACGCAAAACCCGACAAGUAUCGACAGGAUGAACGAUCUGCAUCUCGAGAUCUACAGAAACCGCAAUCCAAAAGAAGCAACGCCCCUAUACAGCAAUGUCAACUCUGCGGAGGUCCUGUUCCUCGAUUUGUUUCACUACGCACGACCUCUUCGAUUCAAGGAGCCGAGUGACCGUGUUUACGCUUUUUUGGAGCUCGCUAACAGGAUUACUCUUCCUGUCAGUAUCAUGCCCGACUACAGGCAGCACUCCAACGACGUCUACUUGGAACUGGCGCGACAGUAUAUCGAAUCCACUCACAGCGUUAGAAUUCUAGAGUAUAUACAGCAUACGGAGGCCACUCUUCUUGACAACUGUCCUUCUUGGGUGCCGCGUUGGGAUGUGAACAUGUUUGAGGUCAGAAUAGUUUCCCCUUACGGCACAAAUCUUGACACCAGGCCGAUGAUUUCCACCUCCAACACUCAAAUAAACACCUCCAAUGCAAAAAUUCUGAAUGUAUGUGGUGUCGUGGUCGAUCAAGUAGAGUUUAUAUUUGAAGUAUUUAAGGAGAAGCCGUCGAUUACGGAACUUCGCUCCUUAUGGAAAACCAUCUCACAGCACGCACAGCUAACAUCGCCGUACGCAUUAACUGAUCAGGACAUCGCAUUUGUUACAACCCUUUCUGUGGGGCGGCAUAUCGGAAAUUGGGAGCAGUGGCAAGUGUACAGAGCAGCAUAUCUCCUGAGCCUUAAGCAAGAAGGUUGUCAAGAUGAGGAAACACAAGGCAAGUACGACAUGAUUCAUUAUUGGGUGCAGAGCUGCACAUAUAACCGACGUCUCGUUCUUACGCGACGAGGAUACUUUGGGCUAGGUCCUCCACUGACGAUGAAGGACGAUAUUUGUUGCGUGUUGGAUGGGGGGAUGAGUCCAUACAUACUAAGAGAGACGUCAAUGCCAGGUGAAUACAAAGUGAUCGGCGAUGUGUACAUAACGAGUAGAAAAAGAAGAUCUCACCUUUCUGGAAAGGGGGGUGAUAUUACGCUCUCUUUUUGCGAAGAAGGGGCAAGAGACUGGGUAGAUUGGGGCAGUGAAGAACGCACUUUUUUCCUUUGCUAA
Messenger RNA from Verruconis gallopava, 1800 nucleotides. RefSeq lists its product as uncharacterized. The transcript has a single exon. Bases 1 to 1800 code for a protein of 599 amino acids. The record is from RefSeq and is a predicted model, not a curated record. Lineage: Eukaryota; Fungi; Ascomycota; Dothideomycetes; Venturiales; Sympoventuriaceae.